Messenger RNA from Knipowitschia caucasica, 1323 nucleotides. The record is from the annotation of a GenBank genome assembly. Lineage: Eukaryota; Metazoa; Chordata; Actinopteri; Gobiiformes; Gobiidae.
AUGGCGGCAGACGAGAACAGUGGAGACCAAAACGAUCUCAUAAUGUUGAAGGACCUGGUGGAUGAGCUUUAUAAUUUCAGAGACACUUAUUUUGAGACUCACAGUGUGGACAAUGCUCAGAAAAAACAAAGUGAUGUUGCACAAGAAAUUGAAAAAACACUAAAGAGGUUACAAGAAUAUGAAGAUCGAUGUAAGCAUAAGGCUGAGUUUCUGCUACUCAAAGGUAGAUGCCUGAAUGUAGCUCCAGAUUUUAGUGACAUUGCUGAGGAGUGCCUUUCCCAAGUGGUCAAGCUAGAACCUACAUUGGUGGAGGGCUGGAAUAUUUUAGGAGAGCAAUACUGGAAAAAGGGCAAUCUUAGUGGUGCCAAGAAUUGCUUUACCGUAGCUUUGCAGAAGAGCAAAAACAAAGUGUCCCUGCGUAACCUUUCCAUGGUUCUGAGGCAACUGCCAUCUGCCAGCAAUGAAAGCCACAACAAACAGGUGAUGGAGAGUGUGGACCUGGCUCGUCAAGCUGUUCAGUUAGAUGUCACAGAUGGAGAAUCGUGGUAUACUUUGGGAAAUGCUUAUGUUUCUCUAUUUUUCUGUAGCGGGCAAAAUCCCCAAUUUUCUCAACAAGCUUUCAGUUCUUAUGCACAAUCAGAGAAGGUUGACAAAGCGGCGUCCUCUUACCCAGAGUUGCACUUCAACAGAGCCAAUUUGUUCCAAUACGAGGAGAUGUUCAGCUCUGCUUUGGAGGGCUACAGUCGCGCUGCAUUGCUGGAUCCAAACUGGGACGACCCUCCAGAGAGAGAGAAGCUGCUGCUGGAAUAUCUAGAGAAAACGACAGAGCUCAUUCAGAACAAGGGGAAAGUGAAAGCCCGUCGUUUGCGUACAAUGCUUUCCAACCUCAACACUUCAGCAUUGGGCCCUUGCUCCUCGUCUGAGUUCCGGUCUCCUUCGGGCCGUGUGGGCAGCUUGGAACCACGAACUCUGUCUGCUCUGUCUCACGGAAACAAUGUUGGAGUUGCUGCUCUGGGAAAAGUGGUGUUCAGCUUGGCUUCAGAGGGGAGAAUGGCUUUUACUUUUGGCAUGGUGGACAGUGAGGAAUCAUGUCUAGUUGUGAUGGUAUACAAUACUGCUGACACCUGGGGAGCUCUCAUUGGAGACACUAUCGUCAUUCCCGAACCUCACAUCAAACGUCAUAGUAUAACACACAAAGAUAAGUCUUUUGACUUCAAAAGUAUACGAGUGGACUCCCCGCUGCUCCUGAUUGUAAAUGGGAAGAAGCAAAAAAUCCAAAGUCAAAUAGCUGUGUCCGUCAGCUCCAAGCCCCAGUGUGAAUGA